CAUCGAUAAAGUGACUAGUUUUGUGCGGAUCGGGCAGGAGAGGGUUUCUUGGUGAAAGUGGCAAUUUUUGUACCACAGCAGGAUGGCAUCGAAUGAAACCGUUCGUUCUGCGGUUGAAAUUGAACAGGACUAUCAGGAGUCGGAUAAAACGAGAGCCUCAAAUCCGGAAGAUUUUCCAAACUUUCGCGACUUUCAAAUUGUUAAGAUGGUACAACACUUCCGCGUCGUAACGGAUGGUUCGCAAGAGCAGCUACGGCUCGGUUUCAAGUGCAAAACUUGCGGGGUAACAUUUAAUAAAACGAUGCAACUGCUCGGCCACAUACGGUUGCACUUCGAGGAUGAACACACGUGUCGGGAAUGUGGAAAGUACUUUUUCGACCCGAGCAAGCUGCAGAUACACAUCAAGGCCAAACAUACGAUAAACUUGUUGAAUUGUCAGUUCGGGUGUCCCAACUAUACAUCGCCCAGCUUCAAAUGCCUUCAGCUACAUUACGAGCGGUUCCAUUUCGUUAAAAUUCGCAUGCGAGAGCUACGUAAAAUGGACGAAGCUAUAAAGAACGGUGGUACGGUAAUGACGGAGAUAAUAUCCAAAAAGCAACGCCGUAAACAGGUUCACGCAACCGAUUUGUUGCGAUCUGCAUCGAGUGGUGAAGAUUCGCAAGGUGCCGAAGGACCGUUACGGGAAGAGGCGGAAGAGCAACAGCAACAGGAAGAGCAACCAGUGCAGCAGGAACAGCGGCAACAAGAGGAACAAGAGCAACCUAUACAACAACCUAUGCAGCACACACUGCCGCAACAAAUUCAGCUGCAGCAAAUACAGAUACAGGCACCACAGCUGAUACAGCAUCAUCACCAGCUGGCUCAGUUGCCGCAGCACCAGCCGUACGUAAUUCAAACGGUCGAAGCAGUCGAGGAGGAAGACGACGGUUUCGACGAUGAUGAUGAUGGUAGCGAAAAGGUAAGGUCCGAACCGGCGGAAGAGAAUGCAAUCUAUGAUGACCAAAUGCAGUGCUGCGUGUGUGGUGCGAUAUUCGAGGAUGAGCAGCAGUUGGAGAUGCAUGAAAAUUCACACACCGCACCGUUAGAGUGUAGCUUCUGCAGCAUGAACUUCAUGCAGCUAUCGGACAUACGGCAGCAUUAUCAAAGCAGACAUCAGGCAGUAAGCAGACCGUCUCCAUACGUUAUUGCGCACCCGAGCGGGCCUCUGGUACAGCAGCAAGGUUUACAUCAAAUCGUACAUAAUCCGCACCAGUUGCAGCAGCAAGAGCAACAGCAACCGCAACAGUUGCAGCAAACUACCCAGUUCAUUCCGAGCGCAUCGAAUGGAGCGAUGACGACGGUGUUGGUAAUGCAAAACGGAAUAGUCAUACCGGUGCAUGCAAUCGAUAGUGCACAGUUGACCGCAGUCAAUCCUUACCAGCACCAAACGUCACCAACGGCUACACUCGCACCGAUCGCACAAGGGUCCCAAAUUGCAUGGCCAAUCACGGCAACACCGAUAGCGGCCACCCAUCAGCACCAUCACCAGCAGCAAAUCCUUCCACCGGUGCAUAAUCAGAUCGAAAUUAUUCCUCUCCAUACCAGCCCGACAGCUGGCGGAUCGGCACCCCACCACAGCAUCAUCACGUCGAUCGCACCGCAACAGAUACAAGGGCAAGCGCCACAAACACUUACUCCAAUACAGCUCAGCAUUAAGGAUGCGAGCGGGAAUGUGAUUGGUGGUUGUGGUGGAACAACAAACGGGUCAGGCGGAUAUGUUAUUAAUCAGAUUGCAUCGAUUGAUCCGAGCUAUUUGAAGCAAAUAGAUCCAGUGUUACAUCAGCAGCAGCAACAACAACAGCAACAGCAGCAACAGCAACAGCAGCAGCAGCAGCAGCAGCAGCAGUCACCGCAGCAGCAACAACAGCAACAACAACAGCAGCAGUCACCGCAGCAGCAGCAGCAACAACAACCACAGCAAAUACAUCAACAGUGGCACAGUGUUCAGCAGUUUAACUCGUAGUAAUAGGAGGAAGCACGGGUUUUGGGUGGAGUACACCUUUACAUGGUGUUCAACUAGGCUAGCUAAAGAACUCUUUCGUUUAUCCCUCUCUUACGCUGGAUACAUUCAACACAAAACAACCCUUUAUGAUGCAAAUUUGGUAGGAAAACUUGAGAUCGGCAAAAGUGGUGCAACAGGAUCAAGAUAUGUGUACAUUAUAUCAACCUUAAUGCAAGUUUCCCGCAACAAAGGAGGUGUUUUCCAAUAAACCGGGUAUUUCAUAUAUAAGUUUCAUCCGCUUCACUUCGUACCACGCUAUCAAGGUAUCUCGCCUUUUGUAUUUUUUAGUUAAAUAUUAGAACUCUAUGUUAGGUAUGAAAUAAAUGAGUCAGGUAAAUUUUGUUGUCUCUUAAAAUUCAGUAUUUUGAGAGAUUU
Molecule: messenger RNA, 2416 nt
Organism: Anopheles moucheti
Lineage: Eukaryota; Metazoa; Arthropoda; Insecta; Diptera; Culicidae
Exons: 3
Coding region: 83-2002 (639 amino acids)
Cellular component (GO): nucleus
Source: RefSeq, a predicted model, not a curated record